GUCGCCAAACACUGCCAACAAUCAUGCGCUUUCUUAGUGUUCCAUCAAACGUUACCUACUUCAUCGACUCCAGACACGAGUUGAGAAAUGACUGAAAUCGAAUUGCCCGAUGCACCUGAAGAGCAGAGAUCGGCGAUUGGCAAAGCUGUCGAUCGUCUGAGGAGUCUGAACAAAAUCGUGCUCAUCGUUAUCGCUGUUGUAACCGCGGCAUUACUUGGAUUGGCAAUUGCAGCGGUUGUCUUCCUCAUGGAAGAAUAGCACCGAAUAGAUCAAACCGAACGACUUAUUACUUGUGUUCUUUGUAUUCUAUUGUACCAUACGAUGAUUUCUGCAUUUUUUUUCAAUUUAUGUACAAUUUGAGAGUCAUAUGCACAAUUUAUCAUGCAAUGGAAUCGGUUUUCUCUUUUUUAUGUGAAAAAGUCGAACUUUUUUGAAUAAAUCGUAGAUAGAAUGUUGUAAGUGUUAUCUAUUAUCUCUACUGCA
Messenger RNA from Cylicocyclus nassatus, 483 nucleotides. The record is from the annotation of a GenBank genome assembly. NCBI's taxonomy places the organism in Eukaryota, Metazoa, Nematoda, Chromadorea, Rhabditida, Strongylidae.